This is a messenger RNA of Penicillium cinerascens, 1887 nucleotides long. RefSeq names its product ATP-binding protein. The transcript is spliced from 3 exons. Lineage: Eukaryota; Fungi; Ascomycota; Eurotiomycetes; Eurotiales; Aspergillaceae. Bases 1 to 1887 code for a protein of 628 amino acids. Gene Ontology annotation, molecular function: ATP hydrolysis activity; ATP binding. The record is from RefSeq and is a predicted model, not a curated record.
AUGGCGCUGGAUGCAGUCAACACUGCAGUGCAGAGCACCAGCAGCAACUCCGAAGUCAACGGAAAAGAUACUGAAAAAGAAGAAGUCAAAUACGCGCCCAAGGGAUCCGUUUGCGGAAUUCACAAUCUCUAUCAAACGACGCCUGACGAGAGCGGGUACACGUCGUGGAGCAAGAGUCCGCCUGAGGUCGAAGAAGCUGCUGAAAGCGAAGAAUCUGCCCAGUACGCCUUGAUUCUGCGACACACCAAAUGCUACGAUGGGCGCCGAGCUCUCGACCUUCACUCAGUCGUGAUCCAAAGUGAGCCUCUGAAGAAGGUCCUUGGCAACGUCCUUCACAAAUACCCCGGCGUCACGACAACUCUGGAGCGGCUUGAGUUCUCAAAACCGUUCAAGCCCUUGGUUCAUCGGUGGGAAGCCCUUACCAAGGCUCACGAGGAAGAACAUGACGAAAUCACCAAAAAGCAUGUUGUUCUGUUCUACAAGAUCCUCGAAGAGGAACUCCGGGAUACACUUGAUCGCAAGAAGGACCUAAUUUGUAAUGCAGUCAUCACUCACGACCUCAUCUGGAGCAUUUUCGAGCCCGGCGACGUGGUGAUCAGCGUGAUCGGUGACCGUACACGCGGAUACCAAUUUGUCAGUGCUUCCUUGAACUGCGAGACGGGUAAGUGGAGCCUCAGAACAAAGUACAUCGACUUCGACGGCGACGCUUUCAGAUAUGACGAAGAAGAAUUCAGCGUUGGAUCGUUCACAGGCACUGUUCCUAUCACCACGUUGCCGGUGUCUCCCCUCACAUAUCAUUCCAAUCAGUCCAUCAUUCGACAAGCCUUGAUUGCGCAAGGAAAGGUCUGGGAGGAGCACAAGGGAUAUCACUACAAGCAAUAUGAUGGCAUUGCCAUCGGGUUUGUUGAAGGUGACGAUGACACGGAGCGACGGAAAUAUCAAGUGCAGAGCAGAAUCAUCAUCGACGCUCAGGCUUUCCGAACAUUUCAGCUCUACAAAUCCAUCAAUCUGAACGGCGAAGUUCUGGAUGAGCUGGACGAUGACCAGAGGGUUAUCACGUCUAAUUUGGUCUAUGGAUAUGCCCUGAAGGACAAAGAAUGGCUCCAGUUCUUCUUGGACAGCUCGUCCGAGAUCGUGUGGGACUCGCAAGCAUUUGACUCGCUCGUUCUUCCCAAGGAGCAGGAGAAUUUGAAGGAUCUGAUUCUGGCUUUUGCAAAGACCCAGUCGCAGAAGCUGGAUACCUUUGACGACGUCGUUCAAGGCAAAGGCCGCGGAAUCAUCAUGCAGCUUAGUGGUCCUCCCGGAGUGGGCAAGACCCUGACAGCCGAGAGUGUCGCCGAGGUGAUGAAGGUCCCUCUCUAUGUUAUGAGCGCUGGUGAUUUGGGUACAACUGCCGGCUCCGUGGAGCGGAAUCUUAAGGAUAUCCUGCGAAUGGUCCCCAAGUGGGAUGCUGUCCUUCUACUCGACGAGGCAGACGUCUUCAUGGAAGCACGCAGUGCUACCGACUUGCAGAGGAAUGAGCUGGUAUCGAUCUUCCUUCGAAUGCUGGAAUACUAUGAGGGCAUUCUAUUCCUCACCACUAAUCGGGCCGAAAACAUCGACCCUGCCUUCGAAUCUCGAAUUCAUGUUUCGCUGGCCUACAAGGACCUCGAUGCAACCUCCCGUCGCCACGUCUGGUUCCAUUUCCUGUCUCGUACUGCUAACACGGAGAAAUUCUCCGACACAGAGCUGAACAAGCUUGCUGAGUUUGAGCUCAAUGGUCGCCAGAUCAAGAAUUUGAUCAAGACAGCGGGCUUGCUGGCCUGGUCUCAGGAGACUACCUUGAAGUUUGAGCACAUCAAGGUUGUCCUGGGUCUUCGGCAAAGCAAUUUGCUGAAGUCUACUUGA